This is a messenger RNA of Aspergillus calidoustus, 534 nucleotides long. NCBI's taxonomy places the organism in Eukaryota, Fungi, Ascomycota, Eurotiomycetes, Eurotiales, Aspergillaceae. The record is from the annotation of a GenBank genome assembly.
AUGCCUUCCCUGGAAACCAACACAGUCACCGAAUCGCAGCCUCAACUCGACCUCAAGAGGUGGUGGAAGGAGAGCUCCGUCUACCAGGUUUACCCCGCGUCGUUUUGCGACUCUAACGGCGAUGGCAUUGGCGAUAUCCAAGGGAUCAUUUCAAAACUAGACCACAUCAAGCGCCUAGGAUCGGACAUUGUCUGGCUCAACCCGGUUUUCUCCUCGCCGCAGGUUGACAUGGGCUAUGACAUUUCAGACUACUACGGGAUCCAUCCACAGUAUGGGACGGUUACGGACGUCGACGAGCUCGCUGCGGCUGUUCAUGCCCGGGGGAUGAAGCUUGUCUUGGAUCUCGUUGUUAACCAUACCUCUGACCAGGUUCGUUCUGUCCGUCGCGUAACUAAAAAUAGCCGACCGUUGAUGAGAAUGUAUCUAGCACCCCUGGUUUCAAGAAUCGCGAUCGUCCGUGAGCAACGCCUACCGGGACUGGUACAUAUGGAAAAAGCCCGUCUUCCGAGACGGCCAGCGACACCCGCCCAAUAA